UAAAAACAUUAAAGUCAAUUAUUCAACAAAUUUAAAUAGAAUAUUUUAAAUUUGAAUAAAAAGAAAGAAAAAGAAAAUCACUUAACUAACUUGUCCCUAUGUAUGAACCAACCACAUAGGAUAUUGGAAUGUUCUUCACCUUCAAACGCAUAACUACGAAACAAAGUUUCAUUCUUCACUCAGUUCUUUUCUUCCAUCACACAGAUACCCUUUCUCUCUUUUCUUCUUUCUCUUUCUCUUUCUCUCUCACCCGAAACCAUGGAUAUCUUCCGCAAUGAUCAAGAACACGACCUCCCAUAUGUUCCAAACAGUGACGAUUCAGACAACGGCACCAACGAAAACAAAAAGAUACUCUACAUAUCCAUGGUUUCCUUCACGCUUGUCUUGUUCCUCGUCUUCUCCCUCUACGUCUACGCGCGCUGCAUGCUCACGCGCCGAUCUCGCCACCGUGCCUCCGUUCGCCGACUCAACCUUGCAGCCCUUCAUGUCUCCGACAUGGACGCUGCAAACCGCAGGAUCGAACCAGCAAAUACAGGACUCGAUCCUGGCAUAGUAGCGUCGCUGCCAACGUUCACCGUGAAGGCAAAGGUUUUAAGAGAUAGUAGUGGUGGUGAUAAUAAUAACAGUGGCGGUGGUGGUGAUGCUUCAUCGGUAAUGGAGUGUGUUGUAUGCUUGAAUGUUCUGGAAAGCGAAGAAAAAGUGAAGCUGCUACCGAACUGUAACCACUUUUUUCAUGUGAGUUGUAUUGACAUGUGGCUUGGUUCUCACUCUACGUGCCCUCUUUGUCGGUCCGAGGUUAAACCUCGGAUCCAACCACAUGAUCGUGAAGGUCCUGUUAGUCUUGCUCUUGAUGAUGCACCACCUCCUAUGAUUGAUGAUGGUGUUGGUAAUGGUGAAUCUUUCAAAGGUAAUGGUUCGAAUUCACGGUUGAGCUCUUUCAGAAGGAUGCUUAGCAGGGAAAGAUCUUCCAGAAGAGUCCAACCAAAUGGUCAUGAUGAGGAUGAUGGUGUUGAUCAUGAUUUGGAGAGACAAUGAGUUUAUGGUAGGUUGUCCUCAUAAUCUGUGUUCUUAGUUUUCUUGUCAGUGAUGCACAUACAGAAGGAGAAAUAUACAAAUACUUGUUCUUAAAUUGGAGUUCUUUUUCUGUAUUGAUCUUUAAUUGAAAUUCGAACUCCAUGUUUUUGUGAAGUAUACAUGUAAAAGUUUGUAUGAAACACUCCAACACAGGUUAAUAAGAUGAACUCGUAUAUAUAUCUUGCAAAACAUCAGAAAAACACUUUAGAAAAGGUAUUAAGUAUUUUCUUUUAGUUAAUUUACUUUUCACCCGUUAUUAGUUAAAGUUGAAGAGAUUUGGUGUUGAAUCACCAACUUGUAGAUUGUCUGUAUUACUGAAAACUAUAGAGUAGACCAUGUAAGCUUCUUUUGGCUUUUGGUUUUAGGAAGUGAGUGGUUAAUUUAUUUCUUUUUUUGGGAAAUUGUUCAAGAUUCUGAACUUUUAGCUUUGAUAUUUGAUAUUGGAGGGGUUUCAUUCUAUGAGAAUCAAACCAUGAAUCUAAAGCUGAAUCUGUGAGAUUGAUUAUAUUUUUGCCUAAAAUGUCUCAACAUAUACACUAUAAUUUUCAAUGUUACCAAAGGUUGAAAGCUUGUAACAGUUAUUUCCACGCAACUUGCUACAACCAAAUUCCCAAUAUCUCUUUUAUCACAAACAUGACUUUGUUUGCUUAGAUGUUGAAUAAAUAUUAUAAUAAAAUAUAUUUCUCCAAACCUUAUAACAUGUUCACACUUAGGUUGACGACUAUUGAGGCAGAAUUUUCUCAAAGAAAACGAUAGACAGAUUUUUCAGGAUUGAAUGUCUUAACGAAUAUAAUGUUAUGUAUCACAUGGUCAUACAAAAACUGGCAUCAUCAUAUACCUAUUUCAAGAAUUAAUUUGUAGAAGUCAAGGAGGGACCACCUCAUGCAAAGCAAUUUUCAAUAUAAUUAUAUCACUCUUAACACGUUAUUUGUUAGUUUCCUCUGUUUUUCUUCGUGACAGUUUCCAGUUUAAUCUCACAUUUCGUUUUCUCUUCUUAUCUCUAUUUUAAUUAUGUAUGCUUUUAUUCAAUUUUAUCAAACAAAAGUAAUACUUGUUGAUGGGUUUCCAAAAAAGCAUUACUAUUGAAAGAGAGUAUAUGA
Molecule: messenger RNA, 2174 nt
Organism: Vigna umbellata (rice bean)
Lineage: Eukaryota; Viridiplantae; Streptophyta; Magnoliopsida; Fabales; Fabaceae
Source: RefSeq, a predicted model, not a curated record